This is a messenger RNA of Diaporthe amygdali, 402 nucleotides long. RefSeq lists its product as uncharacterized. The record is from RefSeq and is a predicted model, not a curated record. The transcript is spliced from 2 exons. NCBI's taxonomy places the organism in Eukaryota, Fungi, Ascomycota, Sordariomycetes, Diaporthales, Diaporthaceae. The coding region runs from base 1 to 402 and encodes 133 amino acids.
AUGUCCCCAGAAAUGAGUGACGUCGAAGCGGUCCGAGAGCCUGGCCAAUUGAAAUGGAAGAACAAAGACACGUUCCUCAGCGAACGCGACCGUCUGGAGGCCGCAAGAUCCAGGCAAAGUCAGACUGUGCCGUUGCCUUUAUCUCCUGGAGUCAAUUGGAACGCGGUGAAGGUGCUGAAAGGGGAGACCUGGGCAAUUCCCUGGGAGAGCAUGUGGCCAGAGUUUUACCUCUGUUCCACGUCGGUCGUCACGGGUCGCUCACGGCGACGAGCUGAGCUCGAGGUGGAGAACUGCAAGAGACACUAUCCAAGGGACUCGACCAUAGACAGCGCUGCUGUCCGCUCUUCGAUUAGGGACACGCCCCUCCCCCUCCCUGCCGACCCAUCACAGAAGCCAGGAUGA